Molecule: messenger RNA, 1622 nt
Organism: Phoenix dactylifera (date palm)
Lineage: Eukaryota; Viridiplantae; Streptophyta; Magnoliopsida; Arecales; Arecaceae
Product: putrescine hydroxycinnamoyltransferase 1-like
Molecular function (GO): acyltransferase activity, transferring groups other than amino-acyl groups
Source: RefSeq, a predicted model, not a curated record
GAGCAGAGAGAAAUUUUUAGCGACCUAUUCUUUGUGGCUUGGGAGUUGGGACCAACUGAACAAGGCGUUUUCGACAUGGGGAUGGCUGUGGGAAUGGCGGACGUGGGCAUGGUGGAGGUAGUGGAGUCCGGUUUCGUGGUUCCCAGCGAGGGGACCCCAAAGAAGGCGAUCUGGCUGUCCAAUCUAGAUGUAUGGUAUCGUAGGUAUUACACCGCCACUGUCUAUGUCUACAGGCCCAAUGGAGACCCGAACUUCUUCUCCGUGGAGGCCAUGAAGGCGGCCCUGGGCAAGGCGCUGGUGCCCUUCUACCCCAUGGCCGGGAGGCUCGGGGUGGACCGUGACGGCCGGCUUGAGAUACAGUGUACCGGGGAGGGCGUCCUCUUUGUGGUGGCCCGAUCCAAGUUCACUCUCCGUGACUUCAAGGAUUCUACACCAUCAGUGGACGUGAGGCCGCUAUUGGUGCCUCCGGUGGAGUCCGCUGAGCCUCCUUGCAUCUUGCUCAUGCUUCAAGUAACAUUUCUCAAGUGCGGCGGUGUGUGCUUGGGCGUCAACAUGCACCACUCAGUAGCCGACGGCCCCGGCUCGAUCCACUUCAUCAACACAUUUUCUGACAUCGCCCGAGGUGUUGGCCUGACGGCUCCUCCCUUCCUCAACCGCACCCUCCUCCGGCCGCGGUCCCCUCCCACCGUCCUCUUCGACCACGCCGAGUACCUUGGACAGCCAUCAGGCGAUCCCUUAAAUGCGGUCAUCCCCCUCGCCAAACCUGUGCUCCUCAAAGUAUCCAGAGAUCAGCUCGAUUACCUCAAGAGCGGAAACAGAUCAGGCCUCUCCACCUUCAGAGCGCUCUCGGCGCACGUGUGGCGGUGCGCGUGCAAGGCCCGUGAGCUUCAUAGCGUUCGAGUGACGCGGCUGAACAUAAGCGUCGAUGCUCGCUCCCGCCUGGAGCCGCCGCUCCCGCCGACCUACUUCGGCAACGCUGCCUUUAGGACGUCGGUGGUCGCGACGGCGGGGGAGGUCCUAUCUGAUCCUCUGGAGCAUCUGGCCGAAAAGAUCCAUGGCGCUACCGUUCGAUCAAAUGACGAGCUUUUUAGGUCGCUCAUAGACGUUUUGGAGGAGGUGAACAUGAGUCGUAUGCAUGUAUCGGCGUGGGCGCUGCCUGGCACCGACCUAUAUGUCGUCUCCUGGCUGAGGAUGCCGAUCUACGAGGCCGACUUCGGCUGGGGGAAGCCGGCGUUCAUGGGCAUGACAGCACCGCGCAUGCCAUGUGGAAUGGUGCACAUCAUGCGCAGCCCUGGAGACGACGGCGGGAUUUCCCUUGUGGUGACAUUGGAGACGGAGAACAUGCCAAGGUUCAAGAAGUUGUUCUAUGAGGGGUUGGAGGGGGUGGAAUCAGCUUAGCCAUGCUUUCAUUCUGGUUGCUUUAUUUCUUACGGUCUCCUUAUUUCCUUAUUUGCCUCUGGGAAUAUGGAGCUCAGCAGAGUUUCGCUUGAAAUUGUUUGGAUCGCCCAGGAUCCUGUCGUGUUAUGUAAGCCUAGCCUCUAAAUUGCUGGGGAAUGAAUCGAAGUUUUAGUGUGCUGUAUUUGUCAAUAAUAUGAGUUGUUGUAUGCUUAUCAUUCCGCUCA